Messenger RNA from Branchiostoma belcheri (Belcher's lancelet), 4444 nucleotides. RefSeq names its product E3 ubiquitin-protein ligase RNF19A-like. The coding region runs from base 180 to 3059 and encodes 959 amino acids. Gene Ontology annotation, biological process: positive regulation of proteasomal ubiquitin-dependent protein catabolic process; ubiquitin-dependent protein catabolic process; protein polyubiquitination. Lineage: Eukaryota; Metazoa; Chordata; Leptocardii; Amphioxiformes; Branchiostomatidae. The transcript is spliced from 10 exons. The record is from RefSeq and is a predicted model, not a curated record. Gene Ontology annotation, cellular component: cytoplasm; ubiquitin ligase complex. Gene Ontology annotation, molecular function: ubiquitin protein ligase activity; ubiquitin conjugating enzyme binding; zinc ion binding.
UAGCUCUGUGACGUCAAAGCUGUUUUUUUGUUUGCUGGUAAAGAGUUAAAACCUGCGGUUUUGGUGCUGCUUUUGGGCUGAUUUACUGACGAAAAUCUGCUGCAGACGUGAAGCUACAACCCUGCCGGCUCUUCUGGUGUCUGAUUAUCGGCAUAAGGUGCAGAAAUCAGGUUAGGAUCAUGUCGUACCCAGAAGUGGAUUCGAACUCCUGCAGCUCGGCCUCCAUCAGCCUCCCGGGAACGGUGCGUCCGACCCGGAAGCAGUCGCGCUUCUCCUUCCGACACCUCUUCUCCCGUGGCUCCAAAUCCCGCCGGCACAAAGGUCGCGACCCCGAGGGCGUUCCCAUGGCGAUCGCAUCGGUGUCUGCGCAGACAGCGCUCGGUUCGCCCGGCGGAAUUCGCCUCAGCGCGGCCGGGGACAAGGCGACGGAAUGUCCGCUGUGCUGCACAGAGUACCCGCCCGCGAACUUCCCCGACAUCGCCACCUGCCCGCACCGCUCCUGCAUCGACUGUCUGAGGCAGUACCUCCGCAUCGAGAUCACCGAGAGCAGAGUCAACAUCUGCUGCCCAGAGUGCUCCGAGAGGUUCCACCCCACCGACAUGCAGCGGAUCCUCGCGGACCCGGGGCUCAUGGAGAAGUAUGAGGAGUUCAUGCUGAGGAGAUGCCUGGUGCUGGAUCCCGACUCCCGCUGGUGCCCUGCUCCGGACUGUGGCUAUGCAGUGAUAGCUACCGGCUGUGCCAGCUGCCCCAAGCUGCAGUGUUUAAGGGAAGGCUGUGGGACGUAUUUCUGCUACCACUGUAAGCAGGAGUGGCACCCGAACCAGACGUGCGACAUGGCGCGGCAGCAGCGGGCAAACAACCUGCGCUCCUCGUCCGUCAGCCACUCGCAGGUCUCCGCCGCAGACGACAUCAAGCCCUGCCCGCGCUGCGGCGCCUACAUCGUCAAGAUGGACGACGGUUCCUGCAAUCACAUGACCUGCGCCGUCUGCGGGGCCGAGUUCUGUUGGCUCUGCAUGAAGGAGAUCUCCGACCUCCACUACCUAAGUCCAUCAGGCUGCACGUUCUGGGGGAAGAAGCCGUGGAGCAGGAAGAAGAAGAUCCUGUGGCAGCUUGGCACGCUGGUCGGGGCGCCGGUCGGCAUUGCUCUGAUCGCCUCCAUAUCACUGCCAGCCAUGAUCAUCGGCAUCCCGGUUUAUAUGGGCAGGAAGAUCCACAACAAGUACGAGAACCUCCCCCCACACCGGCGGCACCUGGCUGUGACUGGGGGAGUUUCAUUAUCUAUCCUGGUGGCACCUGUGCUGGCAGCACUCACUGUUGGUAUCGGAGUCCCCAUCAUGCUAGCCUACGUGUACGGAGUAGUCCCGAUAUCCCUGUGCCGGUCGGGCGGCUGCGGCGUUCGCACCACGCAGAAGGGCGGAGUUCGCUUCGAGUUUGACGAUGACAACGAAGCAGCGGCCGGAGUGGCCGGGACUAUGGCAGGAGAUACAGGCAGCCUGGGCCCCAGCCUGCAGGGGAAGGAGGGAAACCCCAGUAUCGGGGAGGGCAGCCUGCUGUCUGUGUGUGGGUUGUGUGGCCUGCUGUCUGCCAGCAGCUCGCAGGUGGAGCGACUCGGCGUUCUGAGGGACUCUGUCAGCGACCGGGACUCCGCCAGUACCAUGGCCAUCGCGGGCAGUCUGGGCGGGAGUACCGUGGUCACUACUGCUCACAGGUUGGAGGUCCAAGCAGACGUGCAGAGGAAGCGGUGCAGUGUGAGUAGUGAGUCCCCCUCCGCCAGCCUGGGCGAUAACGCCAGCACGGUCGCCAUGGCCGGCUCACUGCUGAACGGCAUCGGAGCCUCGUCCUACACGCUGGGCGGGGCCGUUGCCGGGGCAACCAUCCCCCCGCUGGACACGGCCGGGGACCUGACGGGGAAGCCGAAGUCUCGGCACAGCAGCGGAUCCAGCAGCCUGGACAACCUGCAACCUGCACAGGACAACCUGCAGCAUGCACAGGACAGCCUUCAGCAUGCACAGGACAGCCACACAACCUGCUGCCGCACAGCCAAGGCCAGCAAACGGGGCUCGCACAGGCGCAGCAAGGUCAAGAUCCAGCAGGACAAGGUCAAGGGCGCGGGGGACGCCGAGAGGAAAGUCUGGAGCCGGGAGGAGUCAGACAGGAGAGUGUGGGCACGAGACAGCAGCGGGGGACGGAACAGGGACAGCAGGGACAGCAGUGAUGCUGACCGGAAAGCUUGGGCCCGGGACAGCAGGGACAGCAAAGACAGCUGUGUGACCAGGGACAGCAGAGACAGCUCCUGUCCCUCCCCUUCCAUCAGCCUCUGCAGCACCACAGACUCUCACUGCAGCCGGACUGACUCCCACUGCAGUCACUACUCUGAGGGCAGCCUGGCGCUGUCCAUCCACACAGACAGCUCUAGCAGAGGGACAGCUGCUGUCCACAUAGAUGCCUGCAGCAGGGGGACAGCUGCUGUCCAAACAGACAGCUCCAGCAGAGGGACAGCUGCUGUCCACACAGCAGAAACCUUCAGCAGAGCUGUUGUCCACAUAGAUGCCUCCAGCAGAGGGACAGCUGCUGUUCCAGCUAAAACAGACAGUUUAAGCCAGAUGUCUGGAGCUGUACUGCCUGCCGAUGGGGACCCCUCCAGCAGAGGGUCUGCUGCUGCCAACAUGUCUACAAAACUUGACUCUUCGAGCCAGAGUUGUGAGCCUGACACCUGUGCUAAAACAGACACCUCCUGCCAGAGUUGUGAGCCUGCCAUUUCUGCUAAGACAGACCCUCCUGCUGCGGGACUGCCAGCCCACGGGGACUCCAGCCGGGGCUCCGGGCCGGCCAGCGCUCGCAGCGUUUCCCCGCUGACAGAAGUAGAAAACGACCGUCCGGACGUGCUGAGUGCCGGGCGUGGGGCACCGUUUCCCUCAGAGACGCAGUCGUUAGGGCAUAUUGCUGAGGAGAGUGGGGAGGGGGGCGACGGCAUGGGCAGGAGAUGGUACAGCCUGGAGGAGCCGAGUCCAGCACACACAGACACACACCACAGCUCGCUUCAUCACACAUCACUAUAACACACAGACAUCACAGCUCACGAUAACACUUUACUAUAGAACAGAUGUAAGGCUAUAGAACUACAGACACAGCCACAGCUCUCUAUAGGACUUUACCAUAGAACAGAGUUAACUAUAGAACUACAGAGUUUACUAUAGAACUAGAGUUUACCCUACCAUUAAAAAUAAGCAGAGUUCUGUAUAAAAGGAGAGUUAAAUAAAUGUAGAGGCAGUAGAAAGUACCAUAGUUUGCUGUAAACCGUUCGUUUGUGCAAAGCCGUUUAAUUGUGAUAAUUUGUGGUGAACUGAACAGGAAAGUUUACCGUAAAAAGCUGCAGUUUGUUGUACUAAAAUGUCACCUCACUGUGAAACAGUCAAGUUUGUUGUAAGACAUUUAUGAGUUCUGAAAAGCUCCCAGCAAAACCAGCCGUGCAGCGUGGGAACAUGUGAAAUUGUUGCAUAACUAAAAAUGGCAACAGGAGUGGCGGCCAUUCGCCACUUGCCUAUCAUGUUGCCAUGACAACUGAUACUGUGUAGAAUACCUGUUGCCUAGGUUUCCAAGUGAAACAGUUCUGUUGCCAAUAAUGCACCAAUUGUAUGUAGAACAGCUGUUGCCUAGAUUACCAUAUAGAACAGCUGUUGCCAAGGAACCCACUUACCAUGUAGAACAGAUGUGUAUCACGUAGAUCUGAUGUUGCCAAGGACACUUACAAUGUAAUAUAUCUGUCCCAGUAUGUGGGUGAUGAAGGGAGGCCGAUUUCAAAUUUCCAAGAAGGUUUGGCCAGAGGUAGAAAACUGCAGGAUGAGACCACGUGUUUGGUCAGAGGAAGAAAACUGCUGGAUGAGACCAUGUGUACUGCAGGAUGAGACCAUGUGAACUGCUGAAUGAGACCAUAUGUUUGGCGAGAGGAAGGAAACUGCAGGAUGAGACCAUGUGUUUGGCCAGAGGAAGAAAACGGCAGGGUGAGACCAUGUGUUUGGGCAGAGGAAGAAAACUGCAGGAUGAGACCAUGUGUUUGGGCAGAGGAGGAAAACUGCAGGAUGAGACCAUGUGUUUGGCCGGAGGAAGAAAACUGCAGGAUAAGACCAUGUGUUUGGCCGGAGGAAGAAAACUGCAGGAUAAGACCAUGUGUUUGGCCAGAGGAAGAAAACUGCUGGAUGAGACCACGUGUUUGGCUGGAGAAAGAAAACUGUUAGAUGAGACCAUGUGUUUAGCCAGAGUAAGAAAACUUCAGGAUGAGACCAUGUGUUUGGCCAGAGAAAGAAAACUGUUAUAUGAGACCAUGUCUUGUUCAAUCACCCUCAGAAUGAAUUCAUUUUUGCUCCAGCAGUGAAGCUAGAUGAAGUGUAAAUCCAUAUUUUACCAAAAGAUGUAAUGAAAUUAAAAUAAAGUUAUGUUUUUUUCA